Messenger RNA from Drosophila takahashii, 3730 nucleotides. RefSeq lists its product as uncharacterized. Lineage: Eukaryota; Metazoa; Arthropoda; Insecta; Diptera; Drosophilidae. The record is from RefSeq and is a predicted model, not a curated record.
AGUGGCUACUGGCUGGCAGCGACGAGCGUUUCAUUUGUGGUGCUGGCGUAGGCGUGACGCCAUGUUGUGAAAAGUGUCUGGCAAAAAGUGAAAAAUUCGCACGGAAAACUGCACUCGAGCGUCGCGAAAACAAAAAGAAUAUCCAAAGCGAUCCAAAUUUAGGACUAGAAUUCUAGUGACAGAGUGAGAGGGAGGCAGCAGCCAGCGAGUCAAUGGCCAACCGAUUUGUAGGCCCCAGUGGUGCCAUAGUGGUGCUGCUGCUGGCGGUGGUGCAGUGCAUCCAAGCCAUACCACAGCGCACCGCCGCAUUUUCGCUGCAGGCUGCCGUGGAUGAACUGCAUCGACGGGAGGCGGCGAAAUAUCCUCUGAAUGCCCCGCCGCCACCCACUUUGGAUGACUGGGACGAAGAAGGCGAUUUAUUUGGCAAGAAUAGGAAUCGGAAUCGCCAUCGAGUAAAUAAGGCACUCGGCAAGUACUUAGAACGCGACGAGGACAUCUACGGUCCGGAUCACAACCUGGGAUUGGGCCUGGGUCUGGGAUUGGGACUAGGAUUCGAGGACGGAGGAGAUUUGGGGCCGAAUAAUCUCCAGCUGGCCGAUGAGAAGAGAAAGCGCUUCUCCUCUUUUCGGGAACGUGACGAGCAGUUCGAUUCCGUACCCUCGGCUUUCCGAGAGCGUGAGAACCAGCCAUUGAACGCAGAGCCCGCGCACAAUGAGCUGACGGAUCAGUUCCUGCGCGAGAUCGAGGAGGCCAGGGAUCGGGAUGCAGUGCGUCAGUGGUGGCACCACCUGGACCAGGCCAAGAGCCAGCAGCAACAGGAGCCGGAGCCCCAGGAGGGCGAACUGUUCGAGCAGAAGAAGCGGAUGCGAGUGCCGCCCUAUUACCUGCUGAUGCAGAAGAAGCGCUCCUAUCCGGUGCUCCCAUGGCUGCCCUAUAACGGCGACAAGAGGAAGCGCUUCCCGGUGGCCAAGCGGAGCACCAGCAACGCCGGCAACCCGGAAGCCCCGCUGGGCAGGACCGAUGAGCGAGUGGCCCAAGAGUUGAGCGAGCUGUUCGGCCAGCCGGGGGAACCCCAAUCGCAUCCCGAGGAGAAGCGCAAGCGAUCGGCGGAUGAGCAGCCCAAGGUUACCACCAACCAGCCCGAAUCCCCGCCAGCCACGGCCACCGCCACCGCCCUGGGAGACAUGCGCCUGGAGAUCAACUUCCAGCGGGUGAACGUGACGCCCAAGGAAACGUCCACGUCGGCUCCUCCGGGCGCCGGUGAAAUGGUCCAGCACGGCGGUCAUGCCGGACAUCACGGUGGCCAUGGUCUCCCCGGAAUGUCACCCGAUUACCGCCACCGGAAGCGCAGUGACCACGCGCACGGCGAGAACGUCGAGGACCCGGAGGCCGAUGAGCACGAUGAGGAGGGGGAGGAGAGCUCCGAUGAGGACGACCACGACGAGUUCGACGAGGAGGAUGGCGAGGGUGACCAGGAGGCGGAGGAAGCGGAGGAGCGGCGGCGCAAGAAGAAGCGGGCUGCGGCCACUUUAUCCGGCGGCUCUGGUGGCUCCAAGCACCUGCAUGCCCCCACAGUGGGUCACCUGAUGCUCCGGGCCAAGAAGUCCAUCGAUUGGUCGCAGUACUUUGGACUGGAUCGCAAGAAGAAGUCCGCACAGAAGAAUGAGGAACUCAAGAAACGCAGCGAAGCGGACAGUAGCAGCAAUAACGAUGACGAGGACGACAAUGAAAGCUCCGAGGCGGAGAAGAAGAAGCGGGACUUCGAUUCCGAGAAACUGGAUAGCAUGGACAAGAAGCUGCAGUCCAUCGAGGACUUCAUCAUCGACGAGACCAUCAAGUACACGGGCGCCCAUGAGGGUCUCAACAGCAAGGACGAUAUUCGCAGGAUCAAGGACCAUGUCCUCUCCCGCCUGGCAACUGCUUACAGCUUGGAGAAAAUGCGCAGGGCCUUGGAUAAGCUGAGGAGGUCGGUGGACAACGAGAAUCACCUUAUGCGCAAUACCAUCGAACCGGAAUCGGAGGAGAACGCCUUGGAUUCCAACUACUGGCUGGCCAAGAAGUCCGUGAAGAAGGAGCAGGCAGAGCAGCUGGCGGAGGAUUCGAAGCCCCCCAAGGACAUGGAGAAGAAGAAGCGCAGUGGCUACCUGCGCUAUCCGGAGCAGCCAAAUGCCAUGGACGAGGCCCUCAGCCUGGGCAGUGCUCCCUACGAGACCCUAAACGACGCCUAUCUGGGCAACAAGAACUACAUCGUGGGCUCCAACCAGUGCCCCAUCAUCGAGUCCAUGGCGGAGCGCUGCCGGGGCGUUGAUCUCAUCUCCGGGGACAUCAAUCAGGAGCUCCUGCCCCUUUGCGGCGUUCACCAAAUAUGCUAUCUAUGUGGUGCCUCGCAGGUGGCCUGCGACUAUCAGUAUUUGGCGGAGGCGGAUGGCAUUUGCGGCGACAGCAACGAGUGCCAGUCGGCGGCCCGCUCCAUCCUGAUGAUUCUGCGGGGAUCCCCCGGCCGGCAGCUGGGUCCUCGGGAGUGCUUGAAGAACCCCUGCUUGUACAGGGCCAUGCGGGAGAUCGGGCUCUAAGCGGACUGUUCCAGACUGCCGCCCAGCGUUUUCCUAACGUCCUUUGUGUGCGUUUAAAAAGAAAAACAAAAAUCGAAAAUGAAAAAUAAAAAAUGAAAAAGGAAAAAACCGUAAUGCAACCCAGAGAGAGAAGAUAAAAAUAUGAGCCCAAAAAAAACUAUAAAUACAAAAUACAAACCAUGCUGAACUAGCAAAAAUCAAACAAUUGAUUCAAAACUAAAUAGUCGUCGCAUAUAAAGACAUAAAUAUUUUGAUGGAUUUUCCUGUCCGCCCUUCGAGGCGGCAGCAGCCAACUAGAGUUUACCAGAUACCUAAAGAGAUGCAUAUAUAUAUAUACAAUUUUGAUUCAGUUCAUCGCAGUAGACGCCCGAAAGAGGCCCGAUUUAUUUCGUUUUAAGUGUUCGGUGUGAAAUGGAAUUUUUCGAAACAUAUUUGCACGUUUUAUGGGUGUUUUAGUAUACAAGCGUGAUCAUAACCGAAAUAACAUACAUAUGCGUAACGUAACCAGGAUAUACAAGUAAUUAAUCCACAACCAGCUUCUUAAGUAAUUUAAUUCGCUUGACAUUCUAAGCAGAAAGAAAGCAGAGCUCACAUUGGCAGCUAGUCCUCCAGAGUCACCGCUAGAAUGCUUCAAUUCGGUUCGACUUGGUGUGCGCACAGACCACACAUCUGCAACACACAAAAUAUAUAUCGAUUUUAGCCUACACCGAGGAAUAAAACUUCUAGGCGGACAUCACUCGCAGAGCGACGAGUAACUAACUAUCCAGAGACUCUUCUCUCUCCCGCAUUACUUGUCUACAGAUGAACAUAUACAUAAAUGUGUUUCAACGUGCUUACAAUAAACGGACAUAACUAAGACAAAUAUUUAAAGCUCUAACAAAUCUAUAGAUGUGAUUACUAAUAUACAAGGAGUUUAAUAAAUGUGUAAAUCUUUUAGGGCGAGCAUAUAUACUAUACCAAUCUGAACAACAGCAAGACGUUUGGUUGCAAAAUCAAAAUAUUAUUAAUGUAUUUACAUAAACGAAUAUAUAUAUUUGAACUUGAUGUAUAUGCUACAGUUUGAAAAACAAAACCCAAAAAAAAACCGUAUUUGAAAAUAUUUAUUGCUAUACAGUUAUCAUAAAUGUCGAAUAUAAAUAUAUCGGGGAUAUCCCAAA